Molecule: messenger RNA, 1420 nt
Organism: Aaosphaeria arxii CBS 175.79
Lineage: Eukaryota; Fungi; Ascomycota; Dothideomycetes; Pleosporales
Exons: 1
Coding region: 34-1236 (400 amino acids)
Source: RefSeq, a predicted model, not a curated record
CUUAUUCCAGGCGAAGACUAGGGACAGCUCAAUAUGAUAUCCAAUCCCCCAGAUAAUUCAGAUCCGGUCUCGUAUGAAUGCACAUGCACAGCACGGCAGACCGGUGGCAAAGUCCUUCUCUUCUACCGCUACUGGGACAACGAGCCUGCGCUUCCAGCAGAGCAUAAGAGCAAAGCAUCAGAACCACAAGCACUGGCUGAUUUUCACAAAGACCUAGCAUCGCGAUUAGAUCUUGGUGGUAAAUUCAGGAUAGCCCGCGAAGGUUUCAAUAUCACCCUCGGGGGCACCGAUUCUUCCAUCACAACAUGUAUCGAAGAAUGCUCUAAACACUGGUCGUUCAGCGGCAUUGAUCUCUCAUCAGAAGACAGCAGAAAAGCAUACUUCAAGCCAACACCAGGAUGCUCAUGUGCGUUCGGGGGAAAGGCUUCUAUAAAAGUCACCGCAGAAAUCACUCCCCUGGGGAUAACAGACUACUUACCAACGUCAUGGUCUAAUGUCAUAUCAUUACCGCCAGAACAAUUCCACGAACUAUGCAAGGAGGGCUCAAUACCCAUGAUCGACGUUCGGAACCACUACGAAUCCCGGAUCGGGUACUUCGUAAACAGCAAAGGGGAAGCCGCUGUCCGGCCCGCUGUGCGGAGAUUCAGCCAAUGGCCCGGAUAUGUGUCCAGACACGUGCUUGGAAACGACAUUUACAAGAAACCGAUAGCAACUUAUUGUACUGGGGGUAUCCGCUGCGAGAAAGGUGCGAGGUGGAUGCAGGAGGCCCUUGCCGCGCAAGAAGAGCGCAGUGAUGCUCCGGUGUACACGCUCCAUGGCGGCAUCGUGGCGUAUCAGGAAUGGAUGCAAAGGGAGAUUGAGGCGGGGCACAAGACCAAGGAUGAUAGCUUCUUCAAGGGCAAGAACUACGUCUUUGACGCUCGUGGAGCCAUUGGAUUGGAUGAGGCGGAUCCUACGGAGGGAGACAAAGUCUCAAAUUGCCAUGUCUGCAACGUGGCGGAAGACAGGUUAGGGAAAUGCAAGGGCUCGAUGUGUCAUUUGGUCCUGGUGGUAUGUCAAUCAUGCGAUGGUGAUGGAGAUGUGUGGUGUUGUUCGGACUGUAGGCAAAUGAAUGAAGAACAAGCAUCUGCUCCGUCACGGCGCAUCUGUGCGUGCGAGAAGGAAAGAGAGAGUUCGCUCUGGGGCGACCAAGGAGCUAAGUUGGGAAAGGCUCGAAGAAAAAAAGGCCAAAAUUAGUAUACCUACAGAUACAUGACAUAUAAUCAAUAUCGCUAGAUAAGUGUCUAGCCUGUGGGAGAUUGAUGAAGACUCCCCGCAUCUGCAAACUUACCUUAUCUGUCACAUCCAGGAUUUUUGCACUGGAUGGGACCAAUAUUCAGAUAAUAGCAUUCUCAGCCCUGGGGGCUGUUCCAAAAUCGAU